AUGGCGGACGAGAAGGCUCAAGUUGCUGAUGAUGUGGAGACAGAAGAAGAGGAUAAUGUGGUAGAAGGGAAUGGUAAUCAUUUGGAAGAUAAUGGUAAUGAUGAAGAAGAGAAUGGAGGAGAUGAAAAGGAAGAAAAUGGAGAUAAAGAGGAAAUUCUUGGAAGUAGGUUGUUUAAUCAUAUUUUUAGUUUUUUAAUUUAAAUUCGUUAAAACAACACUUUUUAUGUGUUUUGGUAACGAAGUAAGAGCCAAACAAAAGCUUUUUAAUUCACAUGUAGCAUGUGAAUCUAAUUUUCAAAAUUAUUUUUUGCUUUUUGAUUUUUUUUGGAUUGGCUUUGAAGAAUCCACUCCCACUGAAAUCUCUCCUACGCCGUCCUCUUCUAGCGACAAGAAUAGAAACUAGCAAGAAGUUACAACAACAUAAAGCAGAAUGGUCUUGACUAAACUCAAAUCGAUUUUUAAGCUUGGUUUCACUCAAUUUUCUGUUAAAAGACUACAAAACGUUCUUGUAAAAAUGUUAGCGUUCUGUCGAAAAAAGCGUUAACAGGAAAUUUGAAAAAAAUUAUUUUUCUCAAAAAAAUUGAGUAAGUCGGUUUGAAUUUGCGUUUACUAAUGCAUUAUAAUCAGUCUUUUGCCGGACCGGUCCGGUCCGCGGACGGGUCCGGUCCGGUCCGGACCGAAACAGAAAUUUUUGCAGACCGGACCGGACCCAAAAACCUGCGGACCCGGACCGAAGAAAAAGCUCCGGACCGGUCCGGAAGAAAAUUUUUUUUUAUUUUAAGAAAACUGUUUUAAAAAUUGCAAAUAAAUCAUAUUUUUAGGAGUUUUUAAGCAAAAAGAAAGCAGUUUUAGCGCUCCUUGCUUUUUUUAAAAAUUAAAAAAAUUUUUUUUGCGGGCCGGACCGGACCCAAAAAUUUUGGGUUUGGACCGGUCCGGACUGGACCCAAAAAUUUGAAGUUUGGACCGGACCGGACCCAAAAAAUCGCCGGACCGGACCGGUGAAAAACGCUCCGGACCGGUCCGGACAAAACACUGAUUAUAAUGACUUUACCAACUUAAAAUAUAUCAAAACUGCCUGAUUUGAGACAGAACCCCAACGUUUUUGGUGGACGUUCGUAGGAUUUUAAAGUUUUAAAAAAACAUUUUAAAAUUUUCAAAAAUUAACUAUAUUGGCUUUGAUUUUAAGCAUCGUCAGAUAAGCACUUUUAUAAGAAAGUAGACGUUUAACAGUUUUAACAAUUUUUUUAUAAAAAACUUUUAAAAAAAAAUUUUUUAACUAAAAUCUAUUUUAAGAACUAGAAAAAAAUUAGUCUGGAUUCUUUGUAGCUAGUCAAAUAUUUACAACACAACAGAAAGAACGAAUGAACUAGCGUGUUAGACUGUUGUACUUUUGUGAUAUUUAAAAUUUAUAUAAGAAAAACGAUUUUUUGAUAAAUUUGACGUCAAAGGCAAAAAAAUCAAAAUUUUAUAAACCGUGCCGUAGGUAAAGCCGUAAAAAGGCCGGGCUGAACCCAAAUUUACGGUCCAGCUCCACGGGUUUGGUUUAGGUUUCAGCCUUGGCCCUACAUGUGCAGGCUCAGUUUGACCCCGAGCUAGGCCGAGUCUGGGUUGAGUUCAGUGAGCUUCCUUUCAGGUCUAGCCUUAUUGUUAGGGCAUCUUUGGUUGAGACAAAAAAAGUAAAGGAUUUCCAAAUAGAUUUCAAACCAAAAAGAUAUUGUACUUAAAAAUAUACUGUAACUUACCAUUCUUUUCUGUCAAACCCUAAAGUCAUAUGAAUCUAGAUUUCAACGACGAAGACGUACCCCACCCCGACCCUACUGGUGAACGACGAUGGGAACGUGCUGAAAGACGACGCUAA
Molecule: messenger RNA, 1858 nt
Organism: Bursaphelenchus okinawaensis
Lineage: Eukaryota; Metazoa; Nematoda; Chromadorea; Rhabditida; Aphelenchoididae
Source: the annotation of a GenBank genome assembly